GAGAACAACCGCCCGCUCCGAGCGAAAAACGUUGCUUGCUUCUGUGUCUCACUAUAUGGAAUACUGACCAUCUCCUCUCAUGUCUGCUAGUUUUUUGCGAUCGACAAAAAUGAAAAUGAUGAAGCGACUUCUUGGCUUCGCGCAUUCAUGGCCGUCGAGCUGACUCUGACACGGUUUUGCGCAGAUUGCGGCGCCCGAACUCACGGGCCGCGAGGACGAGCGGCGCGCAUGCACCGCCAUGACGCCAAGGCGGCCGGGGCGCCUGGCUGCAGCUUCGCGUAGACCUAGACGCGGGCGCAAGCCCGCCCCUGGCGAUGCUCACGGCCGACCGGCACGGGCCGGCUCAAGAAACGACCACCCAGCGACCUGCUUCAGAACUGGGCCCCCGCGGACGGAGCACAAGGAGACCGGCCAGCGGUAUGCGAAUGCCUCGCAGUGUUUGGCGGUGGGCUUUGGCCCCGCGGCCCGUUCUCUGUCUGUGUGUGGUGGCCUACCCAAGGGAGUCGGCCGUGCCCGGCGCGCCGGUUUUGUUUCCGUGCGAUUGGGCGACGCCCAGGCAGCGCCGGUGGGGCGCCGGGCGUGUUCUGCCAAUGUGGCCGCCACUGGUUGUGAGUGUCUGCCGGGCGCCUCCCAUCUAACUAUCUUUCGACGGCGUGGCGCCGGGUGCCGAGGCGCGCCGAGCCCCCCUGUCCGCACGCAGCGGCUUGGCGCGUGCCUGGGCCGGCGCCUGUCAGUCGCGCGCGCCCCUUUCGGU
Amoebophrya sp. A120 is the source of this 754-nucleotide messenger RNA. The record is from the annotation of a GenBank genome assembly. Lineage: Eukaryota; Dinophyceae; Syndiniales; Amoebophryaceae.